UAGGCAAGAAUUGCAAGAAAUAUAUUCUGGGCUGAGUAAAUAAGACUCCAGGCCUACUAAAGGGAGGUUAUCUCAAAUAUCAAUAAUGGAAAGGGAGUGGAGCGGUUUCCUUUCAGGGAAGUAGAACUAGAUGGGAAUUAUAAGUGGCUAUUGUUAUGUGAUUUUGAAAUAAUAUUGAAAUCACGUAAUACUAUUGUCUUUAAUUUCUCAUACAAAUAAACUCAAAUUUAAAAACAAGUUAAUUCUGAAAUGAUCCAAGUACAUGCGCAAAUGAGGUAAAACAAGCAAUGAUGUCAUUUUGAUGAAUUUUCUGGUAAGGGAGACGGGAUAGUUGUCACACUCUUUAAUGCAGUGAAUAUUUUCCUCAAAGUAAGUGUCUUUUUGAAUAUCAAUAAUUCUCCAUUUUUGCCCAGGGGUGAAAAAACACAAUUUAAAGCCCAUAUUAUCCUUUUGGACAUUUUAAUACAAUAAAAUAAAAAAUAAACAAUUCAAGGUAGCAUACUACAUAAUAUUGAUUAAAUAAAAUUGCAUAUAUUUUAAAAUACCACAUAUAAAACUAAUGAUUACACUGAGUUGUUGCAGUAAAGAUGAAAAAGAGCAGGAUCUAUGCACAGUGAUCUUUAUUUAAUAUUAUACAAACUCAGAAUAACAAAAAUAUAAAAAAUCUCAAAAUACGAAUGGAACAACCAUCAAACGUUGAUGAGAACAGAACAAAGAAUGACUGAAAACAAGCUCUCUAUCAAGGUUAACAAGAAACAGGCUUAUAUUUGGUACCCUUUACCCAGCAUACUCCUCAUAUAAAGCUGUUAAAUCAAAAGAUGUGAGAGAAUAUGUGAAAUGGAUGAUGUACUGGAUAAUAUUUGCACUUUUUACUACAGUAGAAGUGAUUACUGAUAUCUUUUUGUGCUGGCUCCCAUUCUACUAUGAGCUCAAAAUUGCCUUUGUCGUGUGGUUACUUUCCCCGUACACAAAGGGAUCCAGUGUCCUAUAUAGAAAAUUUGUCCAUCCUACACUGUCCUCUAAGGAGAAGGACAUUGAUGAAUACCUUUGCCAAGCAAAAGAUAAAAGCUACGACACCCUGGUGCAUUUUGGAAGGAAAGGCCUGAAUGUGGCAGCUACAGCUGCAGUAAUGGCUGCCACCAAGGGCCAGGGCGUUCUCUCCGAGCGACUUCGCAGUUUCAGCAUGCAGGACCUGUCAUCUUUCCAGGCAGAGGGCCAGGCAAAGAAUGCAAGUUCUGUAACCACUCAACCUGCAGCCGCACAGCACAGGACACGCACCAUGAUGCGCAGCAAAUCAGAGACUGGUUACAGCAAGGGCCAUGAUUUUGACAUGACCGAAUAUGAGAUGUUCAACUUGGAGCAAUAUGCGUCUAAGGAGCCUCCUGGCCCGCUGACUCCCACACCCACCCCGACCCCAUCUCAGCCCACUGUGCCUCAACCUGAGCCCACAACUCCACUGCUUUCCUCCCCUGAGUCCUUCCAGGAUAAUUCCGCAUCCACACCUGUAGCCUCAGAGGAGCCUCAGGAUAAGGAGGAAUUUGCCUCAUCUGCUUCACUCCAAUUCAGAUUUAAGAGGCGUGCCCCUGAGCCUCCUCCUAGAUCCCUAAGACCUGUCACCCGAUCCAGAUCAAAGAACGCCCUCUCUUCAGACACUGAAGCCAUGUGACUGUGCAUAUGCUGCGGGAGCGCUUUAGCUGUCUAACCUGCAACAUGAGGAGACACAAGAGAAGGCAAAGAAAAAAAAAAAAGGAAUGCAGCCAAAAUGUUCAAAUAUUCAAAAGCAGCCUUGCUCUGUAAUGAGGUAACCAAAGCGAUGUGCAACCUUUCGCUUCUGAUCUUUGACACUCAAGGGGGAGGGUAUCCAUUUAGGCAACACAUUUGUGUACAUAUUGCUGCUCUGAGACUCUUUUGAGGUUGUUAAACUUGUUUUGUACAUAUUUAUGAUAUGUUUGAGUGUAGAUUGUUUGAUUUCUUGGUAUGAUUUUGGGAGAAACAAAUGCAUGCAUGUCCCUCUGGUUUUAUGUCUCGAGUCACCCAACCAUAAUCCACUUAUUGUUUAUGGGCAUACUUUAUUUUUGGGGGGCUACGCCCAUUUGGGUCACCCGACGCCCCCUGGGUAGCAAGAUGUUUCCAAACCAGUCUUUCUUAGAACAAUAGUUAUUAGCAAAAAUGUACUGCACUGAUAUGAUUGGUGUGUUUGACAAACGUAACAUUUAUUUAAUCGUUUAUGUAUAAACAAAUGCAAAUGUUCUUCUGAAGAGAGGGACUUUUUAAAACAAACUCAUAGUUGAACCAAAUUAAGGUAUUGAUUGCCAAUGCCUGACAUGAUUUAUGAUUUAAAAUAGAUGGACAAAGUGCAAUGGAUUUUACAGUUCUGCUAAACUAUCAAUAGUUCAGCCAUAACUUCAUUAUAUAUUUAGUGCAUAUAUAAAAAUGCACUAAAAAAAGACAGAAAGAGGCAAUUAAAUUGAUACUUGUUUAUCGACAUUCUUAUUUUACUUCAUUACUUUAAUUAUUAUUGGGCAUGUACAGUAUUUUUUAGCAUUUAGAAACCUUUCAAAACAUGGCAUUUUUAAGUCUUUAAACCAAAUCUUUCUGUUUAUUUCUUAAACCUCUUCAGUUGCUUGAUGUUGCAUGUAUCGACAUUGACAAUUUGAAUGUGUCUCACAUCAUUAGCCUCCACUUUCUGAGCGCGUGUUAAAGUGUUAAAGUACCUUAUCAGAGUUGAGCGGGCAUUAGUGGCGAUUUGGUACAACACAAAGCGGGUCCUUCACUCUAUGUAGUAGUUUUACUUUUGUAGCAUUUACGAAUUUAAUCAUAUGUGGGAGAUAGAAAUGUCUGAAAACACUGUGCAAUUACACUAGCAUGUAUCACAGAGAAACUCACAGUUUGGUGUUGUUAUCGUUCCUGAUCACAGUCGAGUGUAUUUGAGUCACUGUAAAUCUCUAUGUCAUGGAGAGGGCAGCAGUGUAUCAACUCUCGAAAGCAUUUCACUAUGGAAAGGGUUUCACUAUGUGUUUUAUACUGUGAAAAUGAUGACAAUCCUAAUCUCAUAUACAUGCUUUAUCAGAUUAAAGGUUCUAAGUAUUUGAUAUCUUGUAGCUGUUCAAAUGGUUAUAUCAAACGUCACUGAAAAAAAAAAUCUGCCUCAGGAACAGUUUUUGUCAUUUUAUCACAAUUUUAUUUACACUUGUGAAAUUAUCUACAGUGUGAACUAAGAAAAAAAUCAUUGGAAUAGUGAUAAUCUGGUUGGCGUUCUUUUUGUUGCCUUGUGUUUCCAGUUUUAACAGCAAGAUCAAAAUGCAGCAUUUUUUUCUCUAUGGGUAUGAUUUUAAAGUGCUCUGUGGAACCAUCUUUGGCCUUUUAUAAAUAUAAAAACUGUUGCUUCUUAAAAUAUUCAGGUCAUUAAAGGCACAAACUUUGAAAUUUCUUACCAUAUGAAGAGCAGUGUAGUUGCUGAUUUUGGUCUUCUAUUACUCAGUAGGAGAAUAUAUAGAACAGCUAUUUAUGAAGCAGUGUUAUUUCAUUGAAUAAUUUUCGUCAUAAUUUUCUUCAACGACAUUUAUUCACUGACAAAAAUGAUGACGAGAUGAUGAUGACUAAAUAAAAAACAGUUUUGAAUGACAAAAACUAUGAAGAAAAUCAAAUAAACAAAGAGAUGAAAAUGUCAGGGAGGGACAAUGUGGGAAGAUAUCCUGUCAGACUCAAAAGAACGGAUGCGCUGCAUGGUAGACGCGCACAUUUGAAUUGUAACGUGUCCGAUCUACCCGGCAGAAAUUAAGUUAGCAUACGCUAGCUGCAUGUCUCAAACGUUUAAAAAUGUAAACGUCCGGGAGAAAGAGCAGUGCAGACAUAUGAAUAUAUCUGAAAAACUCAAUUCAGUCCAAGAAAGCCACAGAAAGCCACCUCAAACAGCACGCGAGUACUGAAUUGAGUUCUCUUUCGUGUCUUUUCGCAUUUGAAUGGACAAAUACACACAAAACUGUCAAAAUAUCUGUUUUGGCGAGUAUUCACGUAAACACAGUCGGUUAUGUCUUAAGUGAACAUAAUAUGAUAAUAUGAACGUAAUAUGAUAAUAUGAAUUUAAACGAUUUUCCCCUAAAGGGACAUGGGGUGGGGGGGGGGGGAUGAGAUGGGAGGAAAAAUUAUAUAUCAAUGCUUUCGUGUUCUCUCACAAAUGUUCCCCCAGGUAAUUUUGCGUUCGCUUGCAAAAUGUUUGCUUUCCCCCGAGAAACAUUGCCUUCGCUCUCAAAAUGUUUGUGUUUGCUCGUAAAACUUUCUUGGGGAAACGUUAAACUUUUGCGAGAUAACUCAAAUGCAUUGUAAUUUUUUUACCCUCCCAUCUCGUAUUUUUUUCAUCACCAUGUCCCUUUAGGAGCUCCAUACUACGUCAACAAAAUGAUGUUAAAAAUAUGAAUCUCGUCGACUACUCUCUGCAUCUGCAGUUUUCAAGUAUGAAAGUGAGACAUUACACAUUCGUGCUUUAUCAUGUCAGACAAAGAUAUUUUUAAUUGCAGGGACUUAAGAAGAGGCUGUGCCUUUAAAGACUAUUAAAGUCCUGGCUGUCUGUUAAAACCCAUUUGAAGCUGAAAUAAUAUCAUGUAUUUUUGAGUUGUUUGUGCCAGGUUGUUCAGAGUAGGAGUCAAAAUGUCUUCACUAUCCUCUUAAAAACAUAAUAGCUUGCAGCAUCUCCAUAUUCCACAGCUGUCAUGUCUGGCAGGCCAGAAUAUACUGUAUGUCAUUGUUCAAGUCCUUUAUUGAAUAAAUCUUGAGUGAAAAAGACAGAAGUUGAUGUAAAAAGAGUAAAAUCUCUGUUUAAAAAAAACUUCAAAAUGUAUUGGAAUUCAGAAAUUAAAAGGUGAAUGUGAAA
Megalobrama amblycephala (Wuchang bream) is the source of this 4870-nucleotide messenger RNA. It is a transcript of the gene reep1, whose product is annotated as receptor accessory protein 1. The record is from RefSeq and is a predicted model, not a curated record. Gene Ontology annotation, molecular function: microtubule binding. Gene Ontology annotation, cellular component: endoplasmic reticulum membrane; cytoplasmic microtubule; endoplasmic reticulum tubular network. Gene Ontology annotation, biological process: endoplasmic reticulum tubular network organization. The transcript has 8 exons. NCBI's taxonomy places the organism in Eukaryota, Metazoa, Chordata, Actinopteri, Cypriniformes, Xenocyprididae. The coding region runs from base 842 to 1666 and encodes 274 amino acids.